AUGAGACCAAGUAGUUACCUCUUGGCAUUCGGUCACCAUCCACUGGGGCUUUUAAAAAUAAAUCCUGGGGCUUUUAAAAAUAAAUCCUUGUCUGGAAAUAAAACUGCUAUCAACAUUGAUAGUCUAUCAUUUUUGGUAUCACUACGUCGUAAUGGCAAACAUGAUUGUCAAGGUUCCAUUAUUGCCAGCAAUCUUAUCAUAGCACCAGCUCAUUGUGUUAACUGUGAAGCAACAAGUAAUCCAGAUCUUCAAGUUCUAGCUGGUACCAACAAUUUUAACAAUGAAAGUUCUGGUAAACUUUAUAAAGUAUCAAAUAUCACAUGCAAUGAACUGAAUCCAAAUGAUAAUAUUGCAUUUUUAACGUUGAGUCAAAAUAUUAGUACAAAUCAACGAACCAUUAGUCUACAAGGACCUCGACAACAAACUAUUAAAGAUAAUGACCGUACCAAAAAGUAUUUAGUUGGUUGGGGUUUAACUGAAAACAAUUCAAAGGCAAUAGAAAAAAUAGAGACAGCAGCUAAAAAUUCAUGUUUUCGAGAGCUUCAUAAAUUAAAUCUUCAAAAUUAUAUUUGUACACCUAUCAGACAAUAUGACAUUUGCAAGAAUAACAGUGAUGCUGUAUUGAUUUCAAACAACACCAUCAUUGGAAUGCCAACAAAAAUUGGUUGCAGUAAUGAAAAUAGAAAAUUCAAUAUUUUUACUCGUGUGGAAUUAUUAUUUCAUAUUAACUAAACAUUAUAAAUUUAUUAAUCACUAAAUUAAUACUUAACUUUCAACUGGUCCAUCAGAAUCAAUAAUCUAAAAAUUAUAAAAUCAUCAUGACA
Molecule: messenger RNA, 824 nt
Organism: Aphidius gifuensis
Lineage: Eukaryota; Metazoa; Arthropoda; Insecta; Hymenoptera; Braconidae
Product: trypsin alpha-like
Exons: 3
Coding region: 1-732 (243 amino acids)
Biological process (GO): proteolysis
Molecular function (GO): serine-type endopeptidase activity
Source: RefSeq, a predicted model, not a curated record